Molecule: messenger RNA, 2136 nt
Organism: Cololabis saira (Pacific saury)
Lineage: Eukaryota; Metazoa; Chordata; Actinopteri; Beloniformes; Belonidae
Product: zinc finger protein ZFP2-like
Exons: 6
Coding region: 1-2136 (711 amino acids)
Biological process (GO): regulation of transcription by RNA polymerase II
Molecular function (GO): DNA-binding transcription factor activity; RNA polymerase II cis-regulatory region sequence-specific DNA binding
Source: RefSeq, a predicted model, not a curated record
AUGAAACUGUCAUUGUGGUCAGCAGAUAUCUUCCUGCCGCUGUCGUCCCUGAGACUGCUGAUCCCUCCUCUGCGGCUACUGUCUGCAGCCAUGUGGCAAGUGGCUCAGCAGAAACAUGUCCUGGACUAUGGAAAGCUGGAUGAGUUUGUGACCCUGGUGACAGAGUCGGUCCCAGACCUGCUGAGUCCCAAGCAACGAGGAAAGCUGCUUCUCCGAUUGAGAGCAAAAAUUAUUCUUGAGUUGUGUAGAAGUGAGGAAACGGCUAACGUUUUGUGUGUGCAGCCUCACCUGGAGCGGAUACGUCCGCUGGGGUACUCGGGUAGUGGGGAUGCAGAAGUGGAUGCAGAAGAGGCCAUUUUUAUAGAACUCACCCAGACGCUACUGAAAGACCCAGCAGAGAGGGAACACUUUUACCAGGAGGUUUUUCCAGCAGAGUACGGCCUCAGCUACGACACAGACAUGCAGCUUCUCGUAUGGGAAUUUCUUUCUAAACUGGAAAGACUCCUGCCGGUGCCAGAUCUGGGGCAGACUGUUUCCUGGCUGACCUCGGCCCCCUCCGUACUGAGGGACUGCCUGCAAGCGCUCUCCCAUCCUGAAGACCUGAGGUCUCUCCUGCAGCACCACCGGAGCCUCCAGUCCCUCGGUGGUCAAGGUGCGACGGUGGAGGUGUCCACCCAGGUGUUCGCCUGCUCCGAGUGUCCGUUCUUCCACAUGCAGGAGUCCUACCUGCUGCAGCACAUCGAGCGCAGUCACCCGGAGCGCUACGACCAACUCCAACAGGCCGCCGAGGCGGCGGAGCCUCCCAGGAAGAGACCCCAGAGACCGCCGUUCCCCCAGCCCUUCCCCAUCCACGACCGGCCCGACCCGCACGCCUGCCAGGAGUGCGGCAAGGUCUUCACGCGAGCCUCGGACGUGACCCGCCACCAGCGCACCCACACGGGCGAGCGCCCCUACGCCUGCGGGGAAUGCACCAAGGGCUUCAAGAACUCGUGGGAUCUGACCCGACACCAGCGGACCCACACCGGAGAGCGGCCCUUCCUCUGCUCCCAGUGCGGCAAGCGCUUCACCCAGAUGGGCUUGCUCAAGCUGCAUUUUGAACGGACCUCCUGCGGCCAGACUUGCAACCCUCCUCUGGAGUUACCGACGGAGGUGGUGGUGGCAGAGGACGCAGCCGGGACGGAGGGCGGACAGUACAAAUGCCAGAAAUGUGGCAAGAGCUUCCACAGCAUCCUGGAGCGACUGAGGCACCGACAGAGCCACGUGGUGAGACGGCAGUACAAAUGUUCCCAGUGCGAGAAGAUCUACAGCCGAGCGUCGGACCUGAAGAGGCACCAGAUGAAGCACACGGGCGAGCGGCCCUUUUCCUGCGAGUGCGGGAAGAGUUUCACGCACGUCUGGCUUCUGAACAAGCACCGGCAGAUCCACUCCCGGGAUCGUCCGUACCCGUGUGCGGAGUGCGGAAAGAGCUUUGCACAGCUGCAAAUCCUCAACAGGCACUUACUGACCCACAACGGCCGGAGGCCUUUCCAGUGCCCGGCCUGCGACAAGAGCUUCUCCCAGCUGUCCAGCCUCACGCGGCACGAGCGGAUCCACACGGGCGAGAGGCCGUACGUCUGCGGCGCCUGCGAGAAGACGUUCCUCACCAACGGAGAGCUGGUGAGACACCAGCGCAGCCACAGCAACCUCAGACCUUUCACCUGCCCUCAGUGCCCCAAGUGCUUCAAAACCAAACGCUCUCAGAUGGAACAUCUAAACAGCCACACGGGCCAACGUCCUUUUGUGUGCACGCACUGCGGCAAGAGCUUCGCCAAGUCCACCUCUCUCGUGCGGCACAACCUGAUUCACACGGGGGAGCGGCCCCACCGGUGCCCCCACUGCAGCAAGGCCUUCAUCACCUCCGGGGAGCUGCUGCUCCACAGACGCGUCCACACGGGGGAGAAGCCGUACCCGUGCUCCUUCUGUGAGAAGAGGUUCCGCUGCUCCUCCGACCUCAACAUGCACAUCCGAACCCACACCGGGGACAAGCCGCACAGCUGUCUGCUCUGCAAGAAGAGUUUCUCCACGGCCACGAGGGUGAAGAGACACAUGCGGACACACAUGGACAAGGAUGCGGUCGUAGGGUCGUUGGGUCUUUGA